GUGCAUUUGGCGAUCGGCAUAGGGGCCCUGCACGGCGUUGGUGCCGGGGAAGAUCAUUUGUGUCCCGACACCCAAAGAACAGGGGUUCUUGGUCCGGGGAGCAGUUCCGGUCGCCCCGUAAACCCUUAGACCCCGGAUGAUCGUUGGCCCUGUAUGCAGUCCUACCAUCCCUACAGCCUCGAAUUGUGACAGGAAGGCUCGAGACGGUGAAGGCUCCGGUCAUAUAUCACCUUCGUUAUUCUCCCUGUAUUUUACAACUGUAAAGAUCUCCGAUGCCGCGCAGAGUUCACUCAUCUUUUCGGACGUCUAAACGGCACUGUACCAACGCGCGUCUCCGUGCUGCCAUUUGACAUAAAAGCCCUUUCAGAGCGCUUUAGGAAUCCGCAUUUGGAAUCAUAUCCUGACUCUUCAUGAACUUUUAAGGCUGGCACCAACAAAGAUUAUUUUAUUCACAUUAACCCUUGCCAUAAUAAUCCUAGCAAAGAUUCGCCUUUAUUCACUUCCUCGCACUCGAUAUAUAUUUAACCCUCUUCAUUGCAAUGGCUGCCUCCUCACCAAAGUUCGAUUCCGACGAAGAAUUCCAAAACGCGAUCAUGGAAAGCGCAGGUAUCAAAGGAACUUCAAGCUCCCCGGGCCCCGCCUCAUCCAAGAAUGACUGUCACAUCGCCCUCAUCAAGACCAGCGACAGCCCUGUGCCAUGGUGCGACGAAUUUGAGAAUAUGAUAUCAGGCAUGGAUUUCGACGCCCGCAAUGCCCCAGCAAUGAUGGAGCACAAAUUCAGAAUCAUGCAACUCCUGCGCAAGUUCAACGAUCCCGCGCGCCUCGACGAGCCCGGCAUCAGUCUCGCGAAGCUCCGAAGCAACGGCGCUGAGAUACUCAAGCAAGCACUUGGGAAAAUCGGGGUAAACUCUGUCGUCGAGACGCCCCUGUACGCCAUCUUCGGCUGCAACACGUUCAUCGGCUCAACCGUCUAUGCAAACCAUGGCCUCGCCAUCCACGACUCAGCGCCCGUCACAAUUGGUGACCGCUGCCACAUCGCCCCCAACGUGACCAUCAUUACAGAAAGCCACGGCGUUGACGUCGCGCCACGGCGUGCGGGGCUCCUCUACGCGCGUCCCGUCUCUAUUGGCGACGACUGUUGGAUCGGCACCAACGUUGUCAUCCUGCCUGGUGUAACGAUUGGGAAGGGCUGCACGAUCGGGUCAUGUGCUGUGGUGUCGAAGAAUAUCCCCGAUUUCAGUGUUGCGGCUGGGGUGCCCGCGAGGGUCAUCAAGAAGUUGGAGGAUCCGGAUGCGCUGGUGAAUGGGUUCGAGGAGUAGGGGUGUGAGUAGAUCCUGUGGCAAGGCUGGUGUUUAUGUUGGAUUUUUUUAAGACGUUUCUUUCGUGAUUGAGGCGCUGUUGGACAGGUUGUGUGGAUUUUCCACUUGGUUGGAGCAAGGGUGGGAGAACUGGAAUGCGGGGUGGGAAUAUAGACAGUAUCGCUCGGGCGGAAUUUUGCAGUUAAUUUAAUAUAUCGAUGAUUUAUU
Messenger RNA from Pseudogymnoascus verrucosus, 1526 nucleotides. RefSeq lists its product as uncharacterized. Gene Ontology annotation, molecular function: acetyltransferase activity. The transcript has 3 exons. The coding region runs from base 540 to 1319 and encodes 259 amino acids. Lineage: Eukaryota; Fungi; Ascomycota; Leotiomycetes; Thelebolales; Thelebolaceae. The record is from RefSeq and is a predicted model, not a curated record.